Molecule: messenger RNA, 2137 nt
Organism: Oryza brachyantha (malo sina)
Lineage: Eukaryota; Viridiplantae; Streptophyta; Magnoliopsida; Poales; Poaceae
Product: cyclic dof factor 2-like
Exons: 2
Coding region: 187-1773 (528 amino acids)
Biological process (GO): regulation of DNA-templated transcription
Molecular function (GO): DNA binding; DNA-binding transcription factor activity
Source: RefSeq, a predicted model, not a curated record
UUCGUAGAGGAGACUAGCUAAGCGAGAAGCUAUAUCCACUUUGCCCCCCUCGUCUUCUCUCUCUCUCUAGCCUUCGUCUUCGUCUCGGCGUGUGCAGGUGUGCUCUGCUCGCCUCCCCCCCUUCACUCGCAGCUCCGGCCAGCUGAGGAGGAGGUUGCGGUGUUCGUUGUCGGGUUGGGAUCGAGGAUGUGCGACAAGGAUCCGGGUAUAAGGCUCUUCGGGCGGGUGAUCCCGCUGGCUGAGGCGGCGGCGGCGGCGGAGGCUGAGAGAGCGCAGGAUGAGGAUCAGCACAGGGAAAUAGAAGAAACCAAUGACAAUGAAAUGAAGGUCGAUGUGCCACAGGAGAAAGAAGAUGAUGAAAUGAAGGUCGAUGCACCAGAAGAGAAAAAGGAUAAUGAAGUGACUGCUGAUGCGCCACAAGAGGAGAAGGAUGAUGAAAUGGGGGUUGAUGCAUCGCAGUCAACAGAUAGUGUAGAGCCAGUCAGCACAUCUACCUUGGACAAUUCGAAAGAAGAUCAGGGUCAGAUGAAUAAUGUCGAAGGAAAAGCAGCAUCAGACUCAAAGGAGGAAAAUGAAAAGACAGCAAAUGAUGAAUCAGGCCAGGACAAGGUACUUAAGAAGCCAGAUAAGAUCCUACCUUGCCCUAGGUGCAACAGUAUGGACACAAAGUUUUGCUAUUACAACAACUACAAUGUUAACCAACCUAGGCACUUCUGUAAGAAUUGCCAAAGGUAUUGGACUGCCGGGGGAACCAUGAGAAAUGUACCUGUUGGUGCUGGGAGGCGCAAAAGUAAGAGUUCAUCGUUGCACUACCGUCACUUACUCAUGGCCCCUGAUUGCAUGAUGGGGUCUAGAGUGGACAUAUCUAGGUCAGUGAACCCUGAAGCUUUUGGAUCUUCGCAUUCAACUCCUAUACAGCCAAUUGGCAGAAAUGAAGCGGUUCUCAAAUUUGGGCCUGAGGUACCACUUUGUGAAUCAAUGGCAUCAGUGCUGAGCAUUAAGGAGCAGAAUGUUACCAACACUGGAGCAGUACCAGCGAGUGAAAAUCAGGAAGAUAACUCUUGUGCUUCUUCCAUCACAUCAUACAACAUGUUACCUGAAAAUGCAGUACCUGUCGAUAAGAAUGGAGCACCGGUCUACUGUAAUGGAGUUAAUAGCCCCAUGCCACAAUACUACCUUGGAGCUCCUUACAUGUACCCUUGGGGCAUAGGAUGGAACAACCUUCCUAUGAUGGUGCCAGCUAAAGGUAUGUCCGAGUCUGCUUCUCCAUCUGAGAGCUGCAGCACUAUUCCAGCUCCAUGGAUGAACUCCCCCUUGAUGCCGCCCUCGAGGCUUCCUGCUCCAGCAUUUCCAUAUCCUCUGGUGCCACCUGCACUUUGGGGUUGCUUAUCGAGCUGGCCUGCCACGACAUGGAACAUACCGUGGAUCAGAACUAACGACUGCAUGUCUCCAUCAUCAUCAAGCAACAGCAGCUGUUCAGGCAAUGGGUCUCCUCUGGGUAAACAUUCCAGAGACUCUCACCCACUGAGAGAGGAAAAAGAGGAGAAAUCAUUAUGGAUUCCCAAGACGCUCCGUAUCGAUGAUCCAGAUGAUGCAGCAAAGAGUUCAAUAUGGGCCACCCUCGGCAUCAAACCUGGCGACCCUGGCAUCUUCAAACCAUUCCAAUCCAAAGGCGAGAGCAAGGUCCAGACAUCAGACUCUCGUCCUGCUCGUGCUCUGCAGGCGAAUCCAGCAGCGAUGUCGCGCUCGCAAUCUUUCCAGGAGACCUCUUAACUUCACCUGCUGCCUGUCUUAUAGUUUUGUCAGCAGUGUGUACUGUGGAAGUGUAUAUAUAUAGUAGAGUUUUGCGGUGUUCAGAAAGAUCAGCAGAGAGCUUUUUGUAAAACCACUAGCUUGGAAGUGAGUAGUUGCAAAGGGCUUUCAUGAGAACUUCGUUGAGAUGUAUAUAUAUUGUAGAUACUUGACAAACUGGUUAUUGUAUAUCUAGGUUAAGUCAGGAAAUGCACUCACCUGGUUUAGCUCUUUCUAGUAUAUACAUUGCGAUAAGUUGUAAGCAAUAAACGUUGCUACUGAUAUUUCAGCAGUAACUUAUAGAACAGAUAUUUCUAUUACCAGUUAAGUCGUUUCAUUGUUCCAG